Messenger RNA from Solanum dulcamara, 1951 nucleotides. RefSeq lists its product as uncharacterized. The record is from RefSeq and is a predicted model, not a curated record. The transcript is spliced from 14 exons. NCBI's taxonomy places the organism in Eukaryota, Viridiplantae, Streptophyta, Magnoliopsida, Solanales, Solanaceae. Bases 306 to 1634 code for a protein of 442 amino acids.
UACCUCAGCUCAACUUUGACUUUAUUAAGAUUCAAAGGGUCUUGAAAUUCCAGCCCACGUACCAUAAAAUCAAGAACCCAACUACCCCAACAAGAUAAUAAUAAUAAUACUACAAAGACCAACUUCAUCAGAAUCAUAUUUUUUUUCUUAUUAUAUAGUAUUUUUUUUUUUAACCUUUGUAAAGAUUCCCAUUCUUGGCAAGUCCGAACAAGAUUUGCUUUAGAAACCCAAAAAAGUUUAUAUCUUUGGAUAGAUUUCCUAAUUAAUACCCCAGAAAAGCUCAUUUUUUACGCUGUGGGUUUGCAAUGGCAUCAUCAUUGAGGGGCAUUUUCUUCACUUUAUUGGUUUUUGUUGGACUCAUAUUUACACAGAUCAAAGCUGAAGCUGAGGCAUCUGUGGAUGAUGAAGUGGAAGUGGUUAAAUCCCAUGUUUCCAGUGCUGCAGAGCUGGACCAUCUUAAGUCCAAGAUCCAAUCUUUGGAAUCAAAUGUGAAGGACACUGUCUCGGAACUGAAACAGAAGGAUGAAGCCAUUGCUGUCAAGGAGGAAAUGAUAAAAGAGAAAUCAGAAACAAUUGCUUCAUUGCUAGCUCAGAUAGCUUCUCUCCAAGAAAAAGGUAUAUUGGAUGCUGAGGAGAAACUUAAAAAGGCUCAUGCACGAGUUGAUCAACUAGAAAAGCAAGUCGAAACACUAAAAAAGGAAGUCGAUAUGAAGAAUAAGGAGAAAAAAGAGUUGGGAACCCAGAUGAAUGAAUCAGAGAAGAGAGUAACUGAAUUAAAUUCAAAAGUUGAGAAGCUUCAAAAGACCGUUGACGAGCAGGAUGCAAAAUUAAGAAAAACUGAACGCGCUCUUCAGAUUGCUGAGGAGGAAAUGAUUAGAGCUAGAUCUGAAGCCACGUCAAAAGCUCAGCAGCUCGGAGAGGUGCAUGGUGCAUGGCUUCCGCCUUGGCUUGCAGUUCAGUUGACUCAUUUCCAGUUUCUUUUGGAGAAGCACGGAAAACCUGCUAUGGACAUAGUGAUAAAGAAGGCUACUGAAAAGAAGGUCCAAGCUGAAACAUGGGCUGCACCACAUGUGGAAACAAUCAAAACACAAUGGAUACCAGUUGCGAAGGAAAAGUGGUUGGUGAUUUCCACUACCGCCGAGCCACAUCUACAAUUGCUAACUACAAGAGCUCUUGAAAUCUACAAGACAUCUAAAGGCGCCAUAACUCCACAUAUUCUCAAGGUUCAAGAACUAGCUACUCCUCAUGUUCAGGAAAUUAAGAAAGUCAGCAAGCCGUACAUUGAUGAUGUUGCUGCUGCUGCAAAACCACAUGUUGAAAAAAUUCGUGUUGCUGCCAAGCCAUAUACAGAGGUGGCAGUUCAUCAUUAUGGGAAGUUCCUUGAGUCUGCAACUACAUACCAUAAUCAGCUUCAAGGCACAGUCAAAGAAACACUGGAAAAUCACGACCUUACAAAAUCUCUCGCAACAAAGGAGCUGAUUUGGUUUGCUGCCUCAGCAUUGUUGGCUUUGCCCAUUAUAAUUCUGUUCAAAUUCUUAUCUGCCAUCUUCUGUACAAAGGCAAAGGAAUCUGAUCACAGUGGUAAUUCACCCAAUUCACAUCGUAAGGCCAACAGGGGACAUCCAGACAUGUAGGACAAAUGAUAUUGACUUCUUUUCAUCAAAACUGAGUCACACUUUAAUAGUUCACAGAUUGGCUGUCCUUUACUCCCUGGGCCAUUUGAGGUUUUAUCCCUCUACAAAUUUUUUUUUGCUUGUUCAUGAAGCUUUUGCCUUAGGUUUUUUCAUUUUUGGGUUGUGUAUAAGGCCAAAGAAAUGGAGAUACAUAAACUUUAAGUUUGAAAAUUUUGUGGUGGUGUAUCACAACUUUCGCUUUGGAUAGUCAUAGUCUCAUUAUUCAUGUAUUAUUGUUUUUAUUAUUAUCAGUCCAACAUGUUGCCACGUUUUCCUCA